This is a messenger RNA of Symbiodinium sp. CCMP2592, 744 nucleotides long. NCBI's taxonomy places the organism in Eukaryota, Dinophyceae, Suessiales, Symbiodiniaceae. The record is from the annotation of a GenBank genome assembly.
AUGGCCUCUGCCUUGGCUGCCCAGAAAGACCUCGACAUUCACGCGGACAUGGCCGGCAAUUUUCGAGUCUCAUCGGGGUGCGGAAAUAACCUCACCCUUGGUAUGGAGGCUUCUCAAGCUAAAGCCCAACAAGCCGACAAGUUGGGAGGCAUCGCCACAGGUGUUUGCCUACCAGCGUCGCACAGCGGCGCCGUCACGCUGACGUGCGCCGGGCUAGAUCUUUUAGAUGAUGACGAGGACGAUUGCGGAGAACCUUUUGGCAAAACUCUCACUGAGAGCACAGAAGCGCCAAGCGAGCCGUCGACGCCGGAGAGUGCAAACCUUUCCAGAGACGAGCCCCGGCAGCUCCUGAUGCUGCUUUCGAGCCGACGCGUCGCGGCUGUGUUGAGGGAGACACUGCAGACGCUUGAUCCUAAAGCGGAGGCUUUUCUGAGCCAGCGCAAAGUCCUGAAGGUCCUGGCAGAAGUGCACUUCGUGUGGAAGGUGCGCCACGCCUGGGCUGCGCAACCGGAGGAGUCCUGGGGCUCUUUCUUGCAAGGCGUGGAGGAUGCCUUGCUUCCCAGCAGUGGGUUGAGAGUGCAGCUCGUGGAGCCACAGGACUGGUCCGACAUCAAGAGCAUGUGCCUUCGGCUGCCACUGUCAGCUCUCAGCAAGAUGGUUGCUGCAUCUCUGCGAUUUUACCACUGCCCCAAGCCGAAGAUGCUCCUGCGACUCACUACCCUUCUGAAGCAGCAUCUUCCAUGA